AUGGUCUUCUUACCUGCAAAGGGGUCCGGCCAGCUGGCGCCCAUCCCGGACAGCAUCCCAAUCAGCGAGUUCAUGCUCAAUGAGAAAUAUGGGAGAAGGGCACACGCUAAAUCCCGGGACCCGUACACAUGUGGCUUCAGUGGAAAGUCAUACUCAUCGCAGGAGACAGUCAAUCGCGUUGACUUGUUGGCUCGUGGUCUGUCCAAGGAACUGAACUGGGCGCCGAACCAGGGAUCGGAAUGGGAUAAGACGUUGGCCGUGUUCACUCUCAACACUAUCGAUUCCGUGCCCCUAUUCUGGGCUGUCCAUCGAUUGGGCGGUCUCGUCUCCCCCGCCAAUGCAUCCUACUCGGCCGAUGAAUUGAGACACCAGCUGCUCGAUUCCAAGGCCAAGGCUCUGGUCACUUGUCUUCCCCUCCUAUCGAUCUCGCUCGAGGCUGCGGCGAAAUCAGGUCUCCCGAAGAGCAGAGUCUACCUGAUUGAUCUUCCCGAACAGCUUCUCGGGGGUGCGAAGCCUCCGGCGGAAUUCAAGUCAGUUGCACAGAUCCUCGAGGCGGGUAAGUCUUUGCCGCCGGUCGAGGAAAUGAAAUGGAGUGCGGGCGAGGGAGCUCGUCGCACAGCAUUUUUGUGCUACUCGAGUGGAACAUCUGGCAUGCCGAAAGGAGUAAUGAUCUCCCACCGCAACGUCAUCGCCAACGUCCUCCAAAUCACCGCGUUUGAGGCGAGCUACCGGACCCGCGGGGACGGUAUUACACCUGCCACUGAAAUCGGUCUUGGCCUCCUUCCGCAGAGCCACAUCUAUGCGCUUGUGGUUAUUUGCCAUGCCGGCGCAUAUCGAGGAGAUCAGACGAUCGUCCUUCCGAAAUUCGAGCUGAACUCCUACCUCAACUCCAUCCAACAAUUCAAGAUUACAUCCCUCUACUUGGUCCCUCCUAUCAUCAUUCACAUGCUCAGCACCCAAGCCAUAUGCUCCAAGUAUGAUCUGAGCUCGGUACAGACCCUCUUUACAGGCGCAGCACCUCUCGGCAUGGAAACAGCAGCCGAUUUCCUCAAAUACUACCCCAAUGUCUUGAUCCGACAGGGAUACGGUCUGACGGAGACGAGCACAGUCGUCAGCUCAACCCAUCCCUACGACAUCUUCCUCGGUUCCUCCGGUGCCCUCCUGCCAGGCUUCGAAGCCCGCAUCGUUACCCCAGAAGGCAAGGAAGUCACAACAUACGACACCCCAGGCGAGCUGGUAGUCCGUAGCCCCAGUGUCGUCCUAGGCUACCUGAACAACGACAAGGCCACCAAGGAGACAUUCAAGGACGGAUGGAUGCUCACCGGUGACGAGGCUGUUGUCCGUGUGAGUCCGAAGGGCGUGGAACACAUCUUUAUCGUCGACCGGAUUAAGGAGUUGAUCAAGGUCAAGGGCCUGCAAGUCGCACCCGCCGAGCUCGAAGCCCAUCUCCUCGCUCAUCCCGAUGUUGCAGACUGCGCUGUUGUCGCUAUCCCGGAUGAUCGUGCGGGAGAAGUUCCUAAGGCUAUUAUUGUGAAGUCGUCUACGGCCGGAUCGGAUGAAACGGUUACGAAGGCUCUGCUGAAACAUGUUGAGGAUCAUAAGGCGCGCCACAAGUGGUUGAUGGGUGGUAUUAGAUUUGUGGAUGCCAUUCCCAAGAGUCCCAGUGGGAAGAUCCUGCGUCGUUUGAUCCGUGAUCAAGAGAAGGAGGCGCGGAGAAAGGCCGGCAGCAAGAUUUAG
Molecule: messenger RNA, 1737 nt
Organism: Penicillium bovifimosum
Lineage: Eukaryota; Fungi; Ascomycota; Eurotiomycetes; Eurotiales; Aspergillaceae
Product: acyl--CoA ligase
Exons: 6
Coding region: 1-1737 (578 amino acids)
Molecular function (GO): CoA-ligase activity
Source: RefSeq, a predicted model, not a curated record